UUCCGUUUGUGUUACGUCUGCGAAGGUUCGACCGAACCCAGGAUGAUAACAAACAUAUUUACGUAUUUCUCUGAUAACAGACUUGCCUUAUCACUACCGUGUAUUUAACAGUAUUGCGCAUCGAAGCUUUUAUUGUCGUACCAUCCGCUUAUGCGAGUAUAAUAAGCAAGUUGUUUUGAUGUAACCACUCGGCGGACGGGAGACAGUAUGUUGACGGAAGUAGACGUGGAUUUUGUGACGAGAUCAGAGCCAAACCUGCACAGUAAACUGACGUAUCUAUCACGUUUUGACGCCAGAUAAGCUUACGAGUAACUAGUAACUCACAACCUGAACCGGUGCUUAUUUGGGCAGGUUUUUUUUUUUUGUGAUUUCAUACAACUAUGUGGUGUAGGGUUGUAUUUGAAUCGAAAUGUAAUACAAUGUUUGUCAACCUCGAAGAAACAUGUUAAGCCAAUGACAGCUUCACUAUGCAUGUGCAACAUAAAAGUUUUGAAUGUUGCUGACAGAAAGCGAACGCUGUUUUCAACUAGAUUCAUCGGCAUAUAACUCUUAUAGUACAGUAGAUACAGUAUAUUGUAUUUUUAUAUCGUGUUAGUCCACGGAGAAGAUGUCUCCAAUUCCUGCUCUUCCUCUUAUCAUUAACUGUUGUAUGUCUGCACUUGGCUGCAUUGCAACUGUCAAGCUUAUUCCUGCUUUUAAGGAUCAUUUCAUAUCUGCAAGACUCUAUGGCAUGGACCUAAAUAAAACCAUAAAGAAAGAGGUGCCUGAAUCGCAAGGUGUAAUCAGUGGCACAGUCUUCCUCAUCAUUCUCUUCCUCUUCAUCCCUGUGCCCUUCCUCCAUUGCUUCAUGGGAGAGCGGUGUCAACGGUUCCCUCACAACGAGUUUGUGCAACUGAUUGGUGCUUUGUUGGCCAUCUGCUGCAUGAUAUUCCUGGGCUUUGCUGAUGAUGUUCUGAACCUACGAUGGAGACACAAGCUAAUGCUGCCCACUAUAGCCUCCCUGCCUCUACUCAUGGUCUACUUCACUAACUUUGGCAACACUGUCAUCGUCGUGCCCAAACCUUUCCGUGUCCUGCUGGGGAUGCAUCUGGACUUGGGCAUUCUGUAUUAUGUAUAUAUGGGAAUGUUGGCUGUGUUCUGCACAAAUGCCAUUAACAUCUUGGCUGGUAUCAAUGGCAUUGAGUCAGGGCAAGCUCUCUUCAUAUCUGGCUCCAUCAUCCUCUUUAAUUUACUGGAGCUCAAUGGAGACUACAGGGAUGAUCAUGUUUUCUCUUUGUUCUUCAUGAUUCCCUUUUUCUUCACCACAUUAGCCCUCUUCUACCACAACUGGUAUCCUUCCUCUGUGUUUGUGGGAGACACUUUCUGUUACUUUGCUGGAAUGACGUUUGCAGUGGUUGGGAUACUCGGCCACUUCAGUAAGACCAUGCUGCUUUUCUUCAUCCCCCAAGUCAUCAACUUCAUUUACUCUCUGCCUCAGCUGUUUCACAUUAUCCCCUGUCCAAGACAUCGCCUGCCUAGGUUACAGUCUGACACAGGAAAGCUUGGCAUGAGCUACUCCAAAUUCAAACAGAAGGACCUGGGCAAAUUAGGACGACUUAUUCUGGAGGUGGCAGAAAUGUUAUGGCUCCUGGAUGUGCGUAGAGGGCAGGAAGGAGAUGAUGAGUUUAUUGAGUGUAACAACAUGACUCUUAUCAACCUGGUACUAAAAGUGCUGGGACCUACCCAUGAGAGAAACCUGACUGCAAUCAUGCUGUUAAUACAGGUCUUGGGGAGUGCCGUGGCGUUUGGAAUCCGGUAUCAUCUUGUGCGUCUGUUCUACGACGUCUAGACCACUGAAGCUCCUGAGAGACUUCACAACCUGCUGCUUUCAUUUGAAAAAAAAAAAUGAAACAAAACUGAUUGUUGUAAGAAUGAUUACUAUACCCCCUGUCCUACAGCUUCUCUGUAUGUGUAAGGACAGUCUAUACAUAUGCCCUAAAUUCUCAUUGGGACAUGAAAGCUCUGUAGAUAAUGAACAGUGUCUGCAUAAAGAUUUCCAAUAAUUUGGGUUGACCCGAAAAGAGGGUUCUAUUUUGAAGGAUUAUGUGAAAAUGUUACAGUCAGGGAUAUUUUAGGCAGUUGGUGAAAUUUUUGGGAACAUUUCUGAAAGAUUACUUUAUAUAUGCAGUUAUAUUUUUUGUGUGUCAGAUCUAAUAUAAUGUCUUUGACUCAUUUUAAUAAACCAACAAUGUCAGUGGGACACACUAGCUUCCGGAAAGGAAAAUGUGCUUUAUAUUUUUAUUGUUUUAUAAAUCAGUUAUUCUAUAUUUCAUAUGCUUUAUAUUUGUACUAUUCUCAUGCGGUAUUCAGACGAGAAACCAAAUGUAACCCAGUCAAUACUAAUAAAAAGCACUCAAUUUUCAA
Cyprinus carpio (common carp) is the source of this 2403-nucleotide messenger RNA. Its product is annotated as UDP-N-acetylglucosamine--dolichyl-phosphate N-acetylglucosaminephosphotransferase-like. Lineage: Eukaryota; Metazoa; Chordata; Actinopteri; Cypriniformes; Cyprinidae. The record is from RefSeq and is a predicted model, not a curated record. Gene Ontology annotation, cellular component: membrane. Gene Ontology annotation, biological process: protein N-linked glycosylation; dolichol-linked oligosaccharide biosynthetic process. Gene Ontology annotation, molecular function: UDP-N-acetylglucosamine-dolichyl-phosphate N-acetylglucosaminephosphotransferase activity.